AUGCUCGUCCGACCUGCUCUUCGUGCCAGAUCUCUGAGUCGCAUUGCGUAUAUCAGGACCAUAUUUGAUCCCGCCACCAUUGCAAUUCUCGAUCGCUUAACCGAAAUCCAACAGUCUCUCAGUUCCUUAGCUCCUGAAGGGGUGACGGCGGCCCUACCUCUGAAAGGGCCGCCAAAACAGUACACGGCCAACUUAUGCCCACAAACGCCACAGACUGUGUCUCUGAAGAUCCCUGCAGCCAGGAUAUGUCCUGAUGCAAUUUUGUCGUGGCCGAUCUUCCAAGAGGUUCGCUUGCAAACAACUUUGAAUAGUCUCAUUCUCGCCGACCACGAUCAUGGUCUCGAAGAAGUUACCAACACCGAUGUCAAUUUGGCCCUCAUACCAGAUCUCAUUGACCGCUUCCUGCAGUUUGUACACGUUAAGAAUCCCGUGGUGAAUACGGUUGUCCUACGUCAAUCGGCCGUCAGGAUCGAAGUGGGCGAGUCCUCUCAGAACGCUCAUUCCUGUUUAGUGGAUGAGGCUAAUAUUUGUGAUCUAUCCAGUGACCUACGCGCGGAGCUCGACAUCCCCGAUUCGAUUUUGUGUGAGUUCAACGUAUCCGACGGGUACCCAAUACCCUCGUCCGUAAGCGUGACCGAUUCCGAAGCAGUGCUGUCCGGGACGCCAACGGACUCAGAAGACUUGUCACACCUCUGGAAGUUGUCCACGUAUUACUACUUAUCAGAUGUUGCACUCAUGCGCGUAGAAGCGCAAAUACUUAACUUUAUGUACAGCACUAACGACUCGCAAUGGUCACCUGCCAACCUAUCUUACAUGUGCCGGACAGCCGCGGAUCUCGAAUCCCAAAUAGAUCACUGGUCCAGAAACCGACCAUCCAUAAUCCACUUCGAAGAAUGGGACUCGGCACCCAGGUUUGAGCUGACGUACAACCUGCAAGCACGGGUUCUGCAGCUGAGAUCAUGGCUCUAUCGGCCAUUUGUAUACUACGCAAUUCAUCAUGACGGUGGACAGAGUAACGAGAAGGAGGAGGCUGAGAGGUUUAUGAGAAAAGCCAUCGAGUGCAGUUUCCAUAUGAUCAACUCCAAGGCGACGCAGCACCGACAUCAUGGGACAUGGUUUGUCGCCCGCGGUGUACUCAGCUCAGCCCUAUUAAUCAUUGCAGCUGUGAAGGCGAACAAGGGACUCGUGGAUUAUUUGGCAGAUUGGCCGGACUUAUUAGACCAGGCAAUAAGGUCUUUGACUCAUUGGGCUUCGGAGGCGCGGGAUCUGGCUUACGCGGCUGUUGUCCUUGCUAAUCUCAAGGAUAAGUUGCGUACUUAG
Aspergillus vadensis CBS 113365 is the source of this 1320-nucleotide messenger RNA. Its product is annotated as fungal specific transcription factor domain-containing protein. The transcript has 4 exons. The record is from RefSeq and is a predicted model, not a curated record. NCBI's taxonomy places the organism in Eukaryota, Fungi, Ascomycota, Eurotiomycetes, Eurotiales, Aspergillaceae. The coding region runs from base 1 to 1320 and encodes 439 amino acids.